This is a messenger RNA of Lodderomyces jiufengensis, 2673 nucleotides long. RefSeq names its product 1-phosphatidylinositol-4-phosphate 5-kinase (gene MSS4). The record is from RefSeq and is a predicted model, not a curated record. The coding region runs from base 1 to 2673 and encodes 890 amino acids. Lineage: Eukaryota; Fungi; Ascomycota; Pichiomycetes; Serinales; Debaryomycetaceae. Gene Ontology annotation, molecular function: phosphatidylinositol kinase activity. The transcript has a single exon. Gene Ontology annotation, biological process: phosphatidylinositol metabolic process.
AUGAUUCAACUAUCUACAACUUCUCAAAUAGAUUCAACGGAAAAGGGGAGUAGUAAAACAAAUUUAUUAAAUUCAUCACCUACGUUAAAUCCAAUCAAAACAAAUUUAUCACCAAAUUCUAUAUCAACUUCAUCAUUAACAAAUGGGAAUGAUAAAUCUAUAUUGAAUGAAGAAUUAACACUGGGUAUUACUUAUCUUAAUCAAAAACCAAAAAAAUCAUCAAUAAAAUCAUCUUUAACGUAUGCAAAUGGCUUAGUAUUAAAUGAUUAUAAUAACAAAGAUGAUAAUUAUUCUUAUCAAAAUUCUUUAAAUCAUCAAAUUCAUCAAAAUUAUCAUAAUCCUGAUGAUUCAUUAUCAAUUUACAACAACAAUUCUGCUCAAUCAACUAUAAAUUAUUCACAAUCUACAACAACAAAUGAGACUGUAAAAUUACCAUUAUUAACUUCGAAAAAUUUAAAGCAACAAGAAGAUAAUCAUUUAUUGAAUCAAUCAAAUUCAUUAUCAUCAUCGAAAUCAAAUGAUCAAUACCCAAUAUUACAUAGUCAUGCCAUCAAAAAUGCUAGUUCAAAUAACUUACAAUUGGAAAAUCAUAAUCAACUUCAUAGUCCUCAUAAAUUAAUAAAUAAUGAAAAUCAAAAUAAUAAUUCACCAUCAACACCAACUUCAUUUAAAGGUUCAAGGUCAGAAGUUUCUGAUUUAUCUCAUGAUACAACACCAUCAUCAAUUGAUAAUUUGGAUGAUGAAUUAGAAUCCAAUACUCAACCUACUAUAAUUAAUUCAAGGAUAAUUGAUACUCCGUCUGGUGAACAUCCUCAAUUUCAAUUUCAAUUACAAUUUCAUACUAAUGAUUUCAACAAUAAGUCUGAUUCUACUAAUAUCAAACCAUCAAGAGUUUCAUUAGAUAAUGAUAUUGGUCCACUACAAUCAGAACCCAAUUUUAUUCAAUCUUCAACUACAUCAAACGAAAUCAAUAACAAUGAUAACUCAACUAUCAAAAACUCACCACCCCAAUUUGAUAAUAAUAAAUUUUAUUCUCAACAACAAAAAGAACCGCAACCAAUUCAAUCAAAUUCACAAAAUCAGAAUCAGUCAUCUAAUUUAUCAAGAUCAAAUCUUACUAAUGUAGAAAAUGAACAAAAAGAUCAACCAAGUAAACCCAAUAUUGUUACAAAUGUUUCUUUAGACAAACCCAUUACUAGUCGUAGACAUACAUCACCUGCACCAAUACAAAAAAGAUCAUCAACAUCAUCUCAAAUAAGUAAUAAUAAUAACAAAACUACUAAGUUUAGUAUUGAUGCAUCAACAAACUUAUCAAGAAAAUCAUUGAAUCUUGAAAGACCACAACAAAGUAAAACUUUCCCAGCACCAACUAAAAAACCAUCAACCACACAUCAUGAUACAUUAUUCAAUAAAAAACAUCAUCAUAAAAGACAAAAAUACAACAUGAUGGAUGAUGACAAAGUUGUUAUUGGAAAUAAAAUUAGUGAAGGUCAUGCAAAUUUUGUAAUGGCUUAUAAUAUGUUGACCGGUAUAAGAGUUGCAGUUAGUAGGUUAUCAGGAGUUAUGAGACAAUUGAAUGAUGAAGAUUUUAAAAAUUAUCAAAAAUUAAACUUUAACUUCGAAGGUAGUGAAUUAACACCAAGUUCUAAAUUUGAUUUUAAAUUUAAAGAUUAUUGUCCUGAAGUUUUUAAAGAUUUACGAAAUAUUUUUGGAAUCAAUCAAGCUGAUUACUUAAUUUCAAUCACAGCAAAAGUUAUUUUAUCAGAAUUGGGAUCACCUGGUAAAUCUGGAAGCUUUUUCUACUAUUCAAGAGAUUUUAGAUUUAUUAUUAAAACAAUACAUCAUUCAGAACAUAGACGAUUAAUGAAAAUGUUAAAACCAUAUUAUUUACAUGUUAAAAAUAAUCCAAAUUCAUUAUUAUCUCAAUUUUAUGGAUUACAUAGAAUAAAAAUGUCAAUGUUUGGUAGAAAAUCUAAAAAAGUUCAUUUUAUAGUUAUGAAUAAUAUUUUCCCACCUCAUAGAGGUAUACAUUUAAAGUAUGAUUUAAAAGGUUCAACAUGUGGUAGAAUUACUAAAGUAUCACCAGAAGAUUUAGAAAAACAUGAUUUAUCAAAGUAUACAUUAAAAGAUUUAAAUUGGUUAGAAAAUAAAGAGAAAAUUAAAUUUGGACCAGAUAAAAGAAAAUUAUUUUUAGAUCAAUUGAAAAAAGAUGUUGAAUUUUUGAAAAAAGUUAAUGUAAUGGAUUAUUCAUUAUUAUUGGGUAUACAUGAUGUUAAAAAGGGUAAUUAUGAUGAUCUAGGUACAAAAUUAUCAGUAUAUGAACCAAAAUCAACUGAUAAAUCAGCAAUUAUAAAUACAAAUCCAAGAGAUUUAGAUAGAUCACAAGAUUUACCAACUGAUGUAUUUCCAGGUAGAUCAAAAUAUAUUUUUUAUGGUCAUGAUGGAGGUAUAAGAGCAACAAAUAUUGAAAAUUUACCAUUAGGAGAAAUUUAUUAUUUAAGUAUAAUUGAUUUUUUAACUGAUUAUUCCUUAAAGAAAAGGUUGGAAACUUUCUUCAAAUCUUUUGCUUAUCCUAAAGAUACUAUAUCAGCUAUACCUUCAAAACCUUAUGGUGAUAGAUUUCUUAAAUUUAUUAAAGAUGCAAUUGCUACUGAAAAGCAAAAACAAAGUUAA